Molecule: messenger RNA, 355 nt
Organism: Pseudovirgaria hyperparasitica
Lineage: Eukaryota; Fungi; Ascomycota; Dothideomycetes; Acrospermales; Acrospermaceae
Exons: 2
Coding region: 1-333 (110 amino acids)
Source: RefSeq, a predicted model, not a curated record
AUGAUCGAUGAGAACAUCAUUUGGGGCACUGUAUACACACGACACUCUAAAGACGCGCGUACACAAUGGCAGAAGCGCUUUACGAAGAUUGAAGAGUGGGUGGCGGGUGGUAGUGGGGGUCGAUGGCUUGGUAAAAGCCCUGAUGGUCCAACGAUGCCUGACUUUGCGUUGGCUGCUAAUGUGAUAUACAUGAAGCAGAUGUAUAAUCGGGACCCAUUGAAAGGAUUUGCGAGACUAGAACGUUGGUUUGAGGAGUACAUGAAGCAUGAGGACUACACAGAAGAGCCUAUAAUCCCGGAUCAUGUUCGAAUUGGCGAUGAUUUUGAGUACUAGAUAUGUUCAAGCAUAUUACGAG